CAACAAUGCAACCUUCCACCUUCCUCCUCGCGUCGUUCCUUGUGGUGCUGUCGAUGGCGAAUGGCGCGUCCGCCCAAACCUGUUCUGCCCAGGGCAAAAACGUCACCGCGACGGGGUUCGUCAUGGACAACUACUGCAUCGAUUUGGGGAAGCUUAUGGACAACCCGACCGUAAAGACACUCGAGGGCCCCGAAGUGCACUCGAUUCACUGCCUCGUGGACCUCAAGCCGUGUGUGGACUCGUUGUACACGUUGCUGGCGCCUCCCGAGAACGGCUCCAAGCUGUACACGGUCAAGUACCAGUUGGGUGCAGCCGGCUCCGCAUUGGCCAAGAACUACGCGGAAAACGCGCGGUUGUUGGGAGGAAAGAAGGGCUUCACUGCGACCGUGACGGGGGUGGACGAUGGCACGCCCGAGUUGAAGUGUGUGGAGCUGUCCAAGACGGUCGAGGUGGACGGCAAGCCGCUAACGUUGUCGUCCGUGUCCCCCGUCGCCUCCACUGCAGCGCCUGAUGCUACUACUGUGGCCACCCCGACCACAACCGCGCAGCCAACUCCGUCUUCGGUCAACCAUUUGGUGUUGUCUGGUGUAGCCGCUGCCGUGGGGAUUGUGGCGCUUACGGUGUAAAUGCGCCUAGGAGAACGUCCAAUCGAGAUGUUCGAGACUUGCAAUGGUAACAUCUAAUGCGUACAAUUGUAUUUUAC
Aphanomyces astaci is the source of this 703-nucleotide messenger RNA. RefSeq lists its product as hypothetical. The record is from RefSeq and is a predicted model, not a curated record. The transcript has a single exon. The coding region runs from base 6 to 626 and encodes 206 amino acids. Lineage: Eukaryota; Oomycota; Saprolegniomycetes; Saprolegniales; Verrucalvaceae.